Messenger RNA from Corticium candelabrum, 744 nucleotides. RefSeq lists its product as uncharacterized. The record is from RefSeq and is a predicted model, not a curated record. Gene Ontology annotation, biological process: DNA integration. The transcript is spliced from 2 exons. The coding region runs from base 1 to 744 and encodes 247 amino acids. Lineage: Eukaryota; Metazoa; Porifera; Homoscleromorpha; Homosclerophorida; Plakinidae. Gene Ontology annotation, molecular function: nucleic acid binding.
AUGCAGGAUGGCCAAAUUGUGUUACUCGGGUUGCUGCUUAUGUGUUUCUUUUCUUGGAGACAUAAGGAUUUAUUGACUGUGGUUGAGGGUUUAGUGUUGAGAGGACAUCAGAUAGUUAUUCCCAAGUCUAUGAGAAAAGAGAUGCUUAAGCUGUCACAUGAUGGGCAUUUGGGAAUAGUAAAGACCAAAAAACAAGCACAACAGUCAGUGUGGUGGCCACACAUGAACAGCCAGUUAGAGUUAACAGUUUCCAACUCUAUGACAAGUGCAAGAUUUGCAAGUGAGCAGAGGAAAGAGCUACUCUGCAUUACUCCAAUUCCACCUUCGGGAAAAUUGGGUGCAAAUUUAUUCAAAGUAGAAGAGAUGCAUUUUCUAGUAGUUGCUGACUAUUACUCGAGGUAUCCGGAAGUUAAACAGCUCACUGGAACUAAAUCAACGGAUAAUGGACUACAGUUUGUGAGUGAUGACUUUAAGAACUUCAGAAGGACUUAUCAGUUUAUGCUUGUAACAUCAUCUCCUAGACAUCCACAAGGAAAUGGACAGGCAGAAAAGAUUGUGGGGACUGCCAAAGCCCUGAUUAAGAAGGUCUGGCAGGCAGGAGAAGAUCCACACUUGGGAUUGUUAGCAUAUAGAGCUACAGAACAUGAAGCCACUGGAAUGUCUCCUGGUCAAUUGCUAAUGGAGAGGAAGUUGCAAACAACCAUGCCAUCUAUUGCUUGUCAAUUGAUUCCACAUUGUGGAUAA